This is a messenger RNA of Pomacea canaliculata, 1353 nucleotides long. Its product is annotated as phytanoyl-CoA dioxygenase-like. The transcript is spliced from 10 exons. The coding region runs from base 187 to 1068 and encodes 293 amino acids. NCBI's taxonomy places the organism in Eukaryota, Metazoa, Mollusca, Gastropoda, Architaenioglossa, Ampullariidae. The record is from RefSeq and is a predicted model, not a curated record.
ACUGUGCGGUUGUGACUGCAGGUCUACAAUCACACUGGGUGGCAGGCGAUUAGUGCAAGCCAUAAAUGGACGAGUGGUCUGUGCUUAUCAUGGACUAUUAACUGCCUGUCUACUGAAAUUUCUGUUCUGUGUCAAGUAAGAUCUGUGAUAAGAAACGAAACUACACUCAUCAAAAGGAAACUGAGAAUGCCGGCUUUGACAGAGUAUGAGCUCGAGGACAACAAUUUCGAUGUCACAGCACAGGUCAAGGACGAUUUUAACAAGAAAGGUUACAUUUUGGUUAGGAAGUUGUUGUCUGAUGCUGAGCUGAGUAGAGUUCGAGCUGCUCUAGACAACCAAGGAGUGCUCAAUGACUACGCUUACGAUGUUGAUGAUGGAGCAGACAAGCAGAGCCGGAUGUGUCUUUGGCGCCACCCAGGAAAUGACGUCACAGGAAUGCUCGCGAGGAGCGAAAAGGUUGCGGGCACGAGCGAAAAGCUGCUGGAUGGAGAAGUGUAUCAUUACCACAGCAAGCUGAUGAUGAAAGAGGCGUAUACAGGAGGUCGGUUUGUGUGGCAUCAGGACUAUGGAUACUGGUACAAGAACACCUGCCUGUUUCCUGACAUGCUCACGGUCUUCAUCGCCAUUGACCCGUGUCGACUUGAAAACGGAUGCCUUCAGGUGCUGGAGGGGUCUCAUCGGUGCGGGAAGAUUGAGCACGUGCUGUGUGGAGCUCAGUUGGGAGCAGAGCCAGAGCGACUGGAGCAGCUGAAGAGCCGCUGCCCCCUGGUUUCCGUGGAGAUGAACCCAGGAGACGCCUCUCUUCUUCCACUCAACCUGCUCCACUGUAGCAGCCAGAACAACGGCCCCAACCGACGAUGGGCCCUCGCUAUAGCCUACAACCGCGCCGACAAUGACCCCGUGAUCGAGCAUCACCACCCCAAGUAUACAAAACUGGAUAAGGUUCCCAACUCGGCCAUCAUGGAGACGACUGUUGACUGGGAUCUGCCGUCCAAGGACAUGUUCACUGGGACGAAACGCGCGGACUUCUUUGAAGAGUUGAAGAAAAAUGAGCUGCAGAAAAACUGAAAAAUUCGAACUUGGAAAAACUCGCGUUGUAAUACUUGGAGAUAAUCAUCUGGUCUAAUGUACCUGCCAACUCUUCUCCUACUACAAUGAAACUUGAUUUGUGAUGAAAGCUUUCUUUUCUUAUUAAACGAUGGCAGAGAGGAACCCACUGUGGAAGCGUUUGGCACGAACUCCUUUGGUAUCCGAUUUUUUCGAAUCUAUUUUUUUUUUAAAUGCCAUCUGAAAAGAAUGUGUUGUCUGGAUACGGUUAUAUGCCAGUUAAAAUGUAAUUUUGUCGUGCCCUCA